GGGUGAUUAAGAUUUGUCUGUAAAAUUUGGCUACACCGCAUUAAACAAGUGACGGCCACUCUCUUCUGUCAAGCGUCUGGCGGUCUGGCUCGUGUUUAAAAGUUGGGUUAUGUUAUAUUGUUUUGAGUUUUUAAUUUCCCGAGUGUUAUCAAAGUGUACGAGGAAAUGUAGAUUUCUGAGUUCAUGAAGAAACAAUGGUAAUGCUGAGUCACUUGAGACGCUUCGUCUUUUUGAAAGGCUUCACGUGGUAAUACAUGGCAGGAUCUGCUGCCACUAAAUUCAACAUCUCAGAGAUAGAUCGCUUCAACGACAGAAUUGAAAACGUACUCGGAGAUCCUCAUGCAAGGCCUAUAUUUGAGAAAUACCUCAUUAGUUACAAGCACCAUGUUAUGCUCAAAGCAUUCAAGCUUUGGAAUGAAGCAAGCAUUGCAGAUAAUUUUGAUGAAGAUCACUUCUUGGAUUUAGCAGAAGAGAUAGAUGGGUUCAACAUGAACCCAUUUUUCAGCAUUCAAGAGGAUGAUAGGAAGUUGUCAUACAUCAAACAAGAAUGUUGUAGGAUCUUGUCUCCAGUCCAUCCAAGAUUUGUUGAAUAUUUGCAUUUACAUCACUCUGUUUGACUAUUUUGUUACUUAAAGUAGAUUUUUCUAGUCGUUACAAAAUGUAAUUGGUCUUUUUUGUAAUACUUUCAGUAACUGAGAAUGCACAUUCAUUUUCUAACAUAUUAAUAGGAGUAUAAAUGUAGACUGAAUGUCUUUAAAAUUUAUUUAUUUACCUACAAAAGAUAUAGUUUGGCACUGAAGUAUGCAAAUUGGUGAUAAAAGUAUUUCCAUGACAAAUGUCAGUUAAGUAUACUGGAAAUAGCAAAGUAAUAUGUUGUUAUUUUCAAGGCAUUCUGAUGUUAUUGCUAAGAAACUACUACUAUUAACAUAAUUAUUUUUGCGGGUAUGUCAGGAUGAUUUCAUUUUCAAGGCGCAUUGGUAAAACUUUUUCCAUGUCAGACAAAAACAUUUUUUCAUCAUGUUAAAUAGGAAUUUAAAUGAAAUUUGAAUGAGGUUAAGGUAUUUUAAACAUAGUUUGAGACCAAUUUUUUUAACUACACUUCAAGAAGAGCAGACAUUCUGAAAUAUACUCUCUAUGCAUACAAAAUACCGCAAUACGAAACUUAUUUCAUUUGAAAGAUAAGAUUGAUUUAUAACACCAUAAAUUACAUGUUUCAGUGUCAUAUUUGUUGUAUUUAUGUUUAAUGUUUUGGUGAUAUGUUAGUGCAGCUUUCUGUAUUAGGUAUAUGGGUAUUUCUUGUUGACCAUCAAUUUGCAAUUCCACCUCAAAUGCCUUAAAGUAAUGAAUUUUCAGAUAACUAUCACUAGGACCAAUUUCCUAUACCAACCAAAGAUUUUUAGCUAGACAUGUAACAGUUGAUCUUAUUAAUACUAUUUUUCAUGAUAAAAUAUGAAAACUGAAUGACUAAGAUGGAUCCUUUUUUAGGAUACAAUAUUAAUGUUAUAAAUAUUGUAGGACAAGUUAAAUAUGAUUUUUUCUAAAUAGCAUUGUGAAUUUGAUUAAGCGUUACCCUUCUGUGUUAUGUCUAUUACUUUAUUUAAAUCAUAUCAGCUUGAUUACACAGGGUGUAAAGUUAUGGAUGGAUCAACAGAAGCCAGGUGAUAGACGACCUUAAUACCUACCAAAUUAACCCAUAUGUGUUGUCAUAAAUACAAUGGUUUAGGAGAUAUUUUUUCGGUGAAAUAAUUAUAGAAGAAAUCCAAUUCUUAAACACCUAUGUCAUUACAAAUAACCUAUCACUUCUACAAUUGUUUUAUUUCUGGAAGUAGUGCAGUUUCGAUGACAAAUUUCAUAAAUAUCCGGAUAAAAAUUAUUUUAAAAUUAUGCAGUCACCCAUAUACCAGAUCACUUACUUCUAAACUACAUGAAUGGCUCAAAGAGCAUGUGCUUGCUUGUUGUAUGUCUUAAGCUGUGAAUUUCGGUCGGAUUCAAGAUUUAUCACGAAACGUGCUUGGAAAACAAUCAAUUCAUAAUUCGGGCGGUACUUAGAUGUUCAGGUUUUGCCUUCUCGUUUAUGCAGACGUAAAAAAGCAGAAUCAAUUGGCUGUUGAACGAUGUGCCACAGUGAUGAGGAGCUUUGGCCAAUCUCAACCAGGACAUCAACUGAAUUAAAUCUACUUCAAGGCAGAGACUACAUUAGAAGAUGUUCUAUGUCAUUUGUGACUUUCACCGCUUCGACUAUUUUUGUAGUUAUUGAGGAGAAGGUCCGAAUAUGGGCACCCCUUUUGUUUUUUCAAAAUAACUUUCGAAAAACUUGCUAUUUUGUUUUUAAAAUUGGCACACGGAUAGUUCGUCAACUUACCCAAGUUUUUGUUAAGGCCAAAAAUUUAAUUGGUAAGGCAAAAUAUUAAAUUUAACCCUUAACCCACCUUGUGAGAAUUUUUGGCAUAAACAGCCAUGUGUUGUCUGACAGACUACUUAUCAAAAAUAAACAAAAUGACGCUCGUUUUUUUUUUAACUUUAUUUUUGGAAUUUUGUAGUGACAAAUGAGGUUACUUCUACUAAAAAUAAC
Acanthoscelides obtectus is the source of this 2572-nucleotide messenger RNA. The record is from the annotation of a GenBank genome assembly. Lineage: Eukaryota; Metazoa; Arthropoda; Insecta; Coleoptera; Chrysomelidae.